CGGAUCUGUUUCAUUUGAACCGAUCCCCAGUUGUAAAGCCUUGGUUGCCAUUCCUUCGCUUCUCAAAUCUCAACUACCAACUUCCAAGACGUGAGAAAGAUGUUUCAAAAUCCUUUCGGCAAGUUAAGGAGCGAAAAAUCAAAGCAAGUUACAGAAGGGUUCUUCGCUUCGUCUUCAAGAGCAAAGGGGUUUCUUCGCGUUCUUUCUUUGUUCUACUAGUGGAACGGUGAAGAUGUUGUUCUUCUCUUAUUUCAAGGAUUUAGUGGGAAGAGAAGUGACAGUCGAAUUGAAGAAUGAUCUAGCGAUUAGAGGAACUCUUCAUUCGGUCGAUCAAUACCUAAACAUUAAGCUCGAGAACACGAGGGUUGUUGAUCAAUACAAGUAUCCUCACAUGCCCUAGAUUUGGAGGUUGAUCUCCAUUGGUACCUAUCAGAAGAACCUGAGAUCUGGAGCGAAGGAUGUCUUCCCUUGGGCGACAUCAACCCAAGAGUCUUAACCUCAAAAGGGUCCUUCUACUAAGAGAAUCAAACUCAGGUUCAGACCUGGUUCCAUACUGUUGCGCCAGAUGCUGUUGCAGGCCUUUAGAUCUGUCCUUUCCUGCACUAUUUGAAGCUGAGCUCAACUGGGUUAGGUAGAGACUGCUGAGGCGACCCUUCACACAGAAUUUCAAGUCCAGCCUACAAGAAUUGGUGGAUCUUCCCCUGCCGAAGCUUGCUGAUCUACCGCCUGCUAUGGUUUCUAUUGGGAAGAAGAAACAGGUUCUUCUUUUGUUUUAAAAGAGUUAUUCCUCUUAUUACAACUAAGCCCCUAUUCUCUAUAGUUGUGACAUAUUAUUUCCCCUACUCCUUAUAAUUCCAAAAAACCCCUUUUUCUAAUUUUCUAUGCUAGUUUGACCCUAUUAGUUAUUUUCCACUCUUUUAAGUGCUUGAGUGUUCUUGAAUUUACAAGAUUGCCCCUCAACCAUUACCUUGAGAUAUUUUAUAAUUGUUGUGGUCCCUAAGCGAUCCGAUUUCAGUCCUUGGAAUCCGGUUCCGCAUCAAAAUGUGGUGUUGUGAUUAAAAAAAGGUGUCGAUGGUGAAUGGAGAUAUUUGAAAAAAUUAUGACAUUUUAUAUUACGGUCCUGAAAGAACUCAACCCCAUAAACCGGCUUACAAGGUGAGGGGACCCAAGACCAUAUCAACCCACAUCAAUUUUCAUAGGAACCAAUGUGGGAUCAAACCUCAUAAGCUGAUAUGGGAUCGUAACAUACCACCACGCUUUGGAACCAGACAUCCUAUGGCGGCCCACUCCAGAUCAGGUAGCCCUUUCUAAGUUGUGUUUUUGCCUGGAGGCAGGUAGCCCUUUCCUAGUGGCUCUCACUCUAGAACCAGGUCGCCCCUUCCGUGAGCUGGUUGGGCCAAGGAUCGGCUGCUUUGAUACCACUGUUAUGGUCCUGGAAGAACUUAAUCCCAUAAACCAGCUUACAAGGUGAGAGGAGUCAGGGGACCCAAGACCAUAUCAACCCAUAUCAAUUUUCAUAGGAAACCGAUGUGGGAUCAACCCCCAUAAGCUGACAUGGGAUCGUAACAUUU
Messenger RNA from Macadamia integrifolia, 1571 nucleotides. RefSeq names its product sm-like protein LSM2. Lineage: Eukaryota; Viridiplantae; Streptophyta; Magnoliopsida; Proteales; Proteaceae. The coding region runs from base 233 to 400 and encodes 55 amino acids. Gene Ontology annotation, molecular function: RNA binding. The transcript has 3 exons. Gene Ontology annotation, cellular component: U4/U6 x U5 tri-snRNP complex; U6 snRNP; precatalytic spliceosome. Gene Ontology annotation, biological process: mRNA splicing, via spliceosome. The record is from RefSeq and is a predicted model, not a curated record.